GUUCAAUUUUUGACAUGUCGAUUUCUAGAAGUAGUUCAAAUUUUAAAAUAAUUGCAUGUAAUUUCAUAAGAUAAUUUUUCAGUUGAGAAUUUAAGGUAGCGCAAUGAAUUUUGUCAAAUUGACAAGAAUUGCCCAAACACUUAAUAUAAGAGGAUGUACUGUACGUAGAUAUAGUUACAAACUUUCACAAAAUAGUCCUAUAACCUCUUACAAUAAUUCCUCAGGUAGAUUAGGAAUAGGAUUUCGGAAAGGGACCGUGAAAUCUAGUUUAUUUGAACGAAAAUUGUUAAUUCCUAGAGAAACAGUAGCUUUUAGACACUUUGCAACAAAAACGCCUGAUGGGCCUGAGGAUGGAGUCCCAGCUGCCGAAGAAAACUUCAAUCCCCAACUUCCAGCAACUGUAGCAGUUCCAGAAGUUUGGCCGCAUGUUCCUGUUAUUGCUAUUAGCAAAAAUAUAGUAUUUCCAAGGUUUAUCAAGCUAAUUGAACUAACAAAUCCACAACUUAUUAAACUUUUAAGACGAAAAGUUAAGUUAAACCAACCAUAUUGUGGUAUUUUCCUUAAAAAACGAGAAGACAAUGAUUCAGAGGUAGUCAGUAAUAUUAGUGAUGUUUAUGACAUAGGAGUUUUUGCUCAAAUUCACGAAAUGCAGGAUUUAGGAGAUCGUUUAAGACUGGUUGUGAUGGCACACAGGCGAAUUAAGAUAACUGGCCAGAUUUUUGAAAAUGAAGAGCAAAAAGAGGAUACUGAAAGUGAAAAACCCAGAAGGAAAUUGCGAAAUAAUAGAGUAGUAAAAACCCCAAUAGAAUCUACCAAAACAGUUGAAAAUAAAGACCAAAAAGCUGCCAGUCCCAGUGCUAAACCUAUAAUUGAAGGCUUAUUGAUGGCAGAAGUAGAAAAUGUAGUGCACAACAAAUUCCGUCAAACAGAAGAAGUGAAAGCGCUCACUCAGGAAGUUAUCAAAACCAUUAGAGAUAUUAUAAGUUUAAAUCCUUUGUAUAGAGAUAGCUUGCAGCAAAUGAUGCAUCAAGGCCAAAGAGUUGUAGAUAAUCCUGUAUAUUUAAGUGAUUUGGGGGCUGCUUUAACUGCUGCAGAAAGCAAAGAACUGCAGGAAGUGUUGGAAGAAAUGGAUAUUCCCAAGCGACUGAUGUUGUCACUGUCCUUACUGAAGAAAGAAUAUGAAUUGUCAAAAUUGCAGCAAAAAAUUGGAAGAGAAGUGGAAGAAAAAGUUAAAAAACAUCACAGAAAGUACAUUUUACAAGAGCAGCUCAAGGUAAUAAAAAAGGAAUUAGGAUUAGAAAAAGAUGAUAAAGAUGCUAUUGGUGAGAAAUUUCGGGAGCGAAUUAAAGAUAAAGUACUACCACAAGCCGUUUCAGCAGUUAUAGAUGAAGAAUUAACAAAAUUAAACUUUUUAGAAAGCCAUAGCUCUGAGUUUAAUGUGACACGAAACUACUUAGAUUGGUUAACGUCACUGCCUUGGGGAGUACACAGUGAAGAAAACUUGAAUCUCAAAAGAGCUUCCGAGAUUUUAGAUCAAGACCAUUAUGGAAUGGAAGAUAUUAAAAGGCGUAUUUUAGAAUUUAUAGCAGUUAGUCAACUAAAAGGUAGCACACAAGGAAAAAUACUGUGUUUCCAUGGACCUCCUGGUGUUGGAAAGACUAGUAUAGCUCGUUCCAUCGCCAGAGCUUUAAAUAGAGAGUAUUUUAGAUUUUCUGUAGGCGGUAUGACUGAUGUAGCGGAAAUUAAAGGCCACAGAAGAACUUACGUGGGUGCGAUGCCGGGAAAAGUAAUACAGUGCCUUAAAAAGACCCGGACCGAAAAUCCUUUAGUACUUAUCGAUGAAGUUGACAAAAUAGGAAAGGGUUAUUCGGGCGAUCCAAGUUCAGCACUCUUAGAACUGCUUGAUCCGGAACAAAACGCGAAUUUCCUAGACCAUUACUUGGACGUACCGGUCGAUCUGUCGAAAGUAUUAUUUAUUUGUACUGCUAAUAUAGUGGAAACGAUUCCCGAACCGCUUAGAGACAGAAUGGAAAUGAUUGAUAUGUCCGGAUACGUAGCAGAGGAAAAACUAGCCAUAGCCAAACAAUAUUUACUGCCCCAAGCUAUGAGAGAUAGUGGACUUAAAGAUGAGACCAUCAAAGUGGAAGAUGGGGCGCUUACUUCGCUCAUCAAAAGUUAUUGUCGAGAAAGCGGUGUCAGAAAUUUGCAGAAACAUAUUGAAAAGGUCGUUAGGAAAGUAGCUUAUAAAGUUGUGAAAGAAGAAUCGGCUUUUGUGAAGGUCGACCACUCAAACCUUCAAGAAUUCGUUGGAAAACCAGUAUUUACCCAAGAUAGAAUGUACCCGGUAACCCCUCCUGGUGUCGUCAUGGGUUUAGCCUGGACAGCAAUGGGCGGCUCCACUUUGUAUAUAGAAACAACAACGAGGAAACAGUCUACCGAAAAAGAUACAGAUGGUACAUUAGAAUUAACUGGACAUUUAGGGGACGUUAUGAAAGAGUCUGCCAAGAUUGCGAUGACGGUGGCACGCAAUUUUCUAUUAAGGAACGAUCCCAGCAAUCAAUUUUUGCAAAAAAACCAUCUCCAUUUACACGUUCCCGAAGGAGCUACGCCGAAGGACGGUCCCAGUGCGGGAUGUACGAUAGUUACGGCGUUAUUGUCGCUAGCUAAAGGACAGCCAAUUAGGCAAGACGUUGCGAUGACGGGCGAAAUAUCUCUGAUGGGAAAAGUUUUGCCCGUUGGUGGAAUAAAGGAAAAAACAAUAGCUGCUAAGAGAUCGGGUGUUAAGUGCAUCAUUCUUCCAGAGGAAAACAAAAAAGACUUUAACGAUUUACCGGCUUUUAUAACGGAAGGUUUAGAAGUACAUUUUGUCGGUACUUUUGAUCAAGUGUACGAUAUAGUUUUUGAUAAAAGGGCGUAGUAUUUUAAUUCCAUUGUUAUUGUUAAAAUAUAUUUGAUAAAAUAUGAAUUAUUGGUUUAUUUCUCUGUUUUGUAUUUGUUUUUCAAUAAAUUUUAAUAUAAUCUU
Diabrotica balteata is the source of this 3022-nucleotide messenger RNA. Lineage: Eukaryota; Metazoa; Arthropoda; Insecta; Coleoptera; Chrysomelidae. The record is from the annotation of a GenBank genome assembly.